AUGGCUGGUAUAGAACAGCAUGAUAUCGCCAUCAUUGGUGAUGGUCCUGUUGGACUGACAUGCUCGAUCUUGCUAUCACUUCGCGGCAUCGACAAUGUCGUCUUCGAACGCUACCCAGACACUUCUAUACAUCCAAAAGCAUGCGGUAUCAACCAAAGAACAACCGAGAUCUUUCGGAUCAUAGGCAUAGAAGACGAAGUAUACGAGCAUUGCGCACCACCUGAAAUUGCUGGUAGGACUGCUUGUUAUACGUCUCUGGGCGCCGAGGGUCGAGAGAUUGUGUCUCGUGACGCGUGGGGUGGCGGUAUCUAUGCAGAGGAGUAUGAGAGACUUUCAUCUUCACGCUACUGCAUUCUGCCACAGAUACGGUUAGAGCCAAUAUUGAGACGCAUAGCUGUGGCGCUGAACCUGGAUGGGGUCAGAUAUGCUACUGAAGUUAGGGACUUAGAGCAGUUUGAAGACCAUGUCAAGCUGACAGUACGAAGCCGUGACGAGGACUAUAGUGUCAAAGCGCGAUCUUUCAUAGCAGCAGAUGGUGGUCGUCCUUUCACUACCAAACUCGGUGUCUCCUGGCUUGGUGAGCGCAACAUCUUUGAUAUGGUCUUCGCACAGUUUAGGUCGCCCCUGCGCAGCCUCCACCCCGAUCCACGAAAUUUCAUCACCUGGUCUACUAAUCCCAAAAUGGGAGGAAGUACAAAGACCGGCUAUCUGUAUCAGAUAGGUCCGUGGCCGCUGCAACCUGGCGAAGAAGAAUGGGUAUUUGCAUGCGGAGUAACCGAACACGACCCAGAACGAUUCGACCAACAAACGAUGAUCGACAGACUUCGACGCACAUUGAACAUCGCCGAUUUGCCAGUCGAGCUGCGUAGCUUCAGCCACUGGAACGUCAACGCCAUCUCCAGAAUAAUAUCACGUCGAUAG
This is a messenger RNA of Lithohypha guttulata, 921 nucleotides long. RefSeq lists its product as uncharacterized. The record is from RefSeq and is a predicted model, not a curated record. The transcript has a single exon. NCBI's taxonomy places the organism in Eukaryota, Fungi, Ascomycota, Eurotiomycetes, Chaetothyriales, Trichomeriaceae. Bases 1 to 921 code for a protein of 306 amino acids. Gene Ontology annotation, molecular function: oxidoreductase activity; FAD binding.